AUGCCUCUUCUGCAACAUAUAUUGGACACAGACUUGGAGCGGUUAGCCCUGGACCUGAUUGUCCCGUCCCUUCUUGACCAAGGAUUCUUUUACGUGGAUAACUUUCUAGGAGAAUUGGUUGGACACAUUGUUUUGGACCAAGUCAAAGAGCUGCACAACUCUGGAGUUCUGCAGGAUGGACAGCUGGCUGGUCCUGGCCGGAGUUCCGGGGUUUCCACAAGGAACAUUCGGGGUGACAAGAUAGCCUGGGUCAGUGGAGUUGAAAGGGGGUGCGAGGCUAUUAACGUCCUCCUUACAUUAAUCGAUAAGUUGGUUUCUCAUUGCAUCGGCCGACUUGGGAAAAGCAUAAUUCGAGAAAGAUCAAAGGUAAAUUGUGCGACAAUUGUGCGUAAAUUGCGUGCAUAUCCGUGGUUUGAAGGUGGGAAAAAUGUGUGAUCACUUUGUCCUAAUAUUCUAUUUGAUUAUGUUAAUAUAGUAGCUAGGGCUGUGAAUUCUAAACGAUAUUUAAGGGAUAAUCAACGAGGGGCUAUGCGUUAUAUGGAAAAUAAUGCACAAUGACAUGUGGAAGGUGUGUCCCACAACGAGUAGCGGAGUGGCACUAACCUUCGACGGAGUUGCUUUGUUUAACAGAGAACGCAUGGAACACAAAGUUGACUAUCCUGCUUAUACCACGGCUAUAAUUGAACACAUUUGCUGCUAGAAAUGUGUUCAACAUCAACUGAAGUAGCUAGCUAGCAAGUUUACGAGAUAGCCACAGUAGUUGCCUUGGACGUGACCAAACAAACAGACUUGCUAGAUAAGAAACCAUCCUCAUAGCUUGCUAUUAUGAAAAUCGAAUUCAACAACCCCAAUCAUGUUUUCAAUUUGACUUUUGCUUUCAAAAGCAGCUCAAACAUAGAACAUGUAAGAAUGAACUUCAUAGCCAUUUUAAUAUUACCAUGCAUUAUAGGGAAAUAAUGCACGAUCUAGAAUAUCCUUCAAGCCAAUCAGAAACGAUUAUUCAACAAUGCCAUGGUAUAAUUAAGCAAUAAGGCACAAGAGGCAGUGCUGUAUCAUGAAUACAGUCGCAGGUAAAUGGCGUUGUUAGGCCCGAGGCGAUAGCGGAGGGCCAGUCAACCCAUUUACCUGUGACUAUAUUCAUGAUACAGCACUACCUCGUGUGUCUUCUGAAAAAAUGAUUGUUGUCUAUCAACAAUGACAAGCCACCGGGGUUUGACAACUUGGAUGGAAAAUUACCGAGGAUAAUAGCAGACGAUAUUGCCACUCCUAUUUGCCAUAUUUUCAAUUUAAGCCUACUAGAAUCUGUGUGCUCCCAGGCUUGGAGGGAAGCAAAAGUCAUUCCGCUAUCUAAGAAUAGUAAAGCCCCCUUUACUGGUUCAAAUAGCCGACCAAUUAGCCUGUUACCAACCCUUAGUAAACUAUUGGGAAAAAAUAGUUUGACCAGGUACAAUGCUAUUUUACAGUAAACAAAUUGACAACAAACUUUCAGCAUGCUUAUAUAGAAGGACAUUCAACAAGCACAGCACUUACACAAAUGACUGAUUGGCUGGGAGAAAUUGAUGAUAAAAAGAUUGUGGGGGCUGUUUUGUCAGACUUAAAUGCGGCUUUUGACAUUAUCGAUCAUAGUCUGCUGCUGGACAAACUCAUGUGUUAUGGCUUUACUCCCCCUGCUAUAUUGUGGAUACAGAGUUACCUGAACACAGAGGGUGUUUUGUAAUGGAAGCCUCUCCAACAUAAUCCAGGUAGAAUCAGGAAUUCCCCAGGGCAGCUGUCUAGGCCCAUUACUUUUUUCAAUCUUUGAGUAAAGCCAGUGUGUAUGCGGAUGACUGUACACGUCAGCUACCACAGCGACUGAAAUGACUGCUACACUUAACAAAGAGUUGCAGUUAGUUUCAGAGUGGGUGGCAAGGAAUAAAUUAUUCCUAAAUAUUUCUAAAACUAAAAGCAGUGUAUUUGGGACAAAUCAUUCACAAAACCCUAAAUCUCAACUAAAUCUUGUAAUAAAUAAUGUGGAAAUCGAGCAAGUUGAGGUGACUAAACUGCUUGGAGUAGCCCUGGAUCGUAAACUGUUGUGGUCAAAACAUAUUGAUACAACAGUAGCUAAGAUGGGGAGAAGUAUGUUGAUAAUUAAGCACUGCUCUACCUUCUUAACAGCACUAUCAACAAGGCAGGUCCUACAGGCCCUAGUUUUGUCACACCUGGACUACUGUUCCGUCGUGUGGUCAGGUGCAACAAAAAAGGACUUAGGAAAAUUACAAUUGGCUCAGAACAGUGCAGCACGUCUGGCCCUUGGAUGUACACAGAGAGCUAAUAUUAAUAAUAUGCAUGUCAAUCUCUCCUGGCUCAAAGUGGAGGAGAGAUUGACUUCAUCACUACUUGUAUUUAUGAGAAGUAUUGACAUGUUGAAUGCACCAAGCUGUCUGUUUGAACUACUGGCGCACAGCUCAGACAACCAUGCAUACCCCACAAGACAUGCCACCAGAGGUCUCUUCACAGUCCCAAAGUCCAGAACAGACUAUGGGAGGCACACAGUACUACAUAGAGCCAUGACUACAUGGAACUCUAUUCCACAUCAAGUAACUGAUGCAAGUAGUACAAUUAGAUUUAAAAAACAGAUAAAAAACAUCUUAUGGAAGAGCGGGGACUGUGAAGCAACACAAACAGCAGCUAAUGGGGAUCCAUAAUAAAUACAAAUCUCACCACCGCUAAUGAGAUGGGUUUGCUUGAUGCAUGACGCGUCGGAGCUUCUCAAAGUCAGGGGGCGUGGUCGACAGUGUCACUUCAUCUCUGCUCUCACAUCCAACCUGGAUCGAUAUUUGGUUUUAAUGCAGACGAGAGCACUGAAUCUAGCUUCACACAGAUAUGAGCUGGCAAAGGGUAGCCUACCAUGAGUUUUAUGGUGCUUUCAAGACAACUGGGAACUUGGAAAAAUACGAGCUCAAAUCAUGAUGUCAGUGAUCUUUAGGUCGGAAAGUCAGAGCUCUAGAAAGGCCUGAGUUCCCAAGUUGGAAUUCCAAGUUAGAUGACCGUUCAAAGAUUUUUCCCAGUCGGAGCUCGUUUCUUUCCAAGCUCCCAGUUGUCUUGAACGUACUGAAGUCGGAAGUCUGAGAUUUCCGAGUUCCCAGGUAAGAGUUCCCAGUGUUUUGAACGCGGCAUUAAUGCUCAAAAGGGAGACUGUAGGGUAUUCCCUUUUAGUCCCUUUGGCCUGCCCACCAUUCCGUGAUGGAUGGAGCCUCAUCUGUGCAAAAAUAUGGAAUCAGUUUUUCAUCAAUAUAGCCACGCAACACACUGAACAUCCCAUAUGCCGUUUCAUUCUCGGGAAUUGUGAGAAAGAUAGGACAGACUGACCCUAGCACCCCGGCAAAUAGACUAUUGCAGCAUAGAUACUGGGGACUGAGACGGGGGGUCGGGGGACACUGCACAUCCCACCACCUCCCUUCUCUCUUUCUCACAUGCCUGCAUCCUGCUCCCAACCUUAUGUAGACAAACCAUUUAUCAGGUGGACUGAUUAUAAAAACAACUGGAGUAACAACAAAAACUAGCUGUUGUUUACCUUGAUUUUUAAAUUAAAGGAAGGCAAUAAGAAGAACAAAAACAUUCUGAAUGAUCUGUAAAAGGAUUUAUAGAUAUAAAUCUAUGGAUGUAUAGAGCGAGAGAGAGAGAGGGGGAGGGAGGUAGGUAGACCUAGCAGUACUACAUGAAGAGUCUGCUGGCUCACGCUCCACACGUAGCACUGUCAUUAAACCUUCAACAUCCUGGCAGCCUUCCAGCUUUGCUCUGUGUGGACUUCCCCUUCCUCGCUCUCUUCCUUUCUCUCUUGUUUCACAUGUUUUCACUCUUCUUUGACAACACUGUGCGAACAUGCAUACACUCCCCCAAUGUAGACAGUAACAGUCCUAAUACUCCUUUCCUCAGCACGUGCUGACAGGAGAUAUGAUGCUGUGCAAAUAAACUAAAGGAUCACUUUAUCAGAUAAGACCCUUGUGACGUUGCUUCUGAAGAGUGAUUUUAUUGCAGCUUUAUUAUAUAGGUGUAUGCAUAUAUCAAUCGUUCAAUAAUCAAAGGAGAGAGAAAUGUUUAAUUAUAUGAUGCAUGUCUAAAGGUUGCUGUUAAAUUGUAAACGUAAUUUUCCCUGAAAUAAGACCACAGAUUUGUCCCUUUGCAUUGUAACCUAGCUACUGGAAAGGAAAUGCGUUUUUAUUUGUCCACAGCUGUCCUUGACACACAACCUUCAGGGAAGUCACUUGUUAAGCAACGCAGUGGCUGAAUUCAAUGUGUAGGCAGUCUGAGUCCAGUGACCUUUUUCUGUACUGUGAGGGUCAAAGGUUCCUCCAUAUGCAGGAACGGGACCUCAGGACCUCCUGUUUCCUGAGGGUUAGGAAGGUACAGCUGUUUUGUUGGGCUGAGAGAAAAGGGCUGUGCAACCACAAGGUCAAAUAUGAGGUGCUUAAAUUUGUCCUGUUGCACACAUACUGUACAAUUGUGUGGUGAAAUGGAAAUGUGGUUUUUGCAUAUCCCACUCCCCCAAUUAGGGUUAAGUGCCAUUUUCAAGGACAGAUCGACAGAUUUUUUAUUUAGUCGGCUCGGGGAUUCAAACUAGCAACCUUUCGGUUACUGGCCCAACGCUCUAACCGCUAAGCUACCUGCCGCAUAUUGUGGAAUCAUAUGGCUAUCUAUAUCCUCAUCAUGUUUCAACAAAACAUUUGGAUCCAAUCCUGUUCCUUUGCAUCUGCACUGUAGCACACAUGCUAAAUAUCACACGUUGCCAAAAUAAAAUAUAAUUUGACAAAAUGUUGCCUUGGCUGGGCCUCUAGCAAACCUUCUAUCUGAUCCAAUGUAUCCACUAUUGGCCCUUGACCACAAGCGUCUUCAUUAGCAUUGCUUUGAGGGCUUUUCUUGGCUUUCUUAUUACAAGAUAAAUGUUUUGCAACCAAGAUAUUUACCCAUCAAUCUCUUGUUCUAUUUUUGUCUCUGAUAUGCAGACACUAUUUCUGUAUUCUUAGAAUAUUCCAAGGCCACUGAAAAAUGCACAAAUACUUUCCCACACAAAGGCUUCUGUAACAGGGUACACUACAGUCUGUUGUUUGUUACAUAUUAUCACAUGAUUAAUGAUGAUCAGCGAGUAUACUAAAUAUAAUGUGUAAUGGACUGAGAAUGUAUGUUUUGUUUUGUGUUUGUCUAUUUCAGGCAAUGGUGGCGUGCUAUCCAGGAAAUGGGACAGGAUAUGUGAAACAUGUGGACAAUCCCAAUGGUGACGGUCGCUGUGUCACCUGUAUCUACUACCUGAACAAGAACUGGAACACAGAGGUGGAGCAGCAGAUUAAUUACAUAUGCAUUCCAUAUUUAUUACAUAUUACAUUAACUACACAUUAUUAUUAUUAUUAUUAUUAUUACAUAUUUAUUGAAUAUGUAUUACACAUUAUUACAUAUAUACAUUUCUUACACAUUCUUAUUACAUGUAUUUGUCACCUAUUCUAAAAUAGGUGCAAUCAACGGCAAUCCUUUUAAAUUACACUUACAUUUUCAAGAAAGUCCCUGUUUUUUGUAUUUUUCGAUGAUUGUUUAGUUCCCAAUAUAACAUAAUGAACGAUUGUCAUUAUAUUUAAGCAAGGUUUAUUUUUAGACUAUGAAAAUGUGAGAUAUUGCCAUCAAAAAAGUAUGCCCACCACUUGUUGGAAAACCCCAUCUGGCUUCUGAUCUUUGUAAAUUGCAGACCAAGUCUCUUAAGCUUAACUUCUUAUUCUGUAAAGCUGAAGUCAACAAUAUGUAUUUGUUAUUUUGCAGGAGCAUGGAGGAAUUCUUAGGAUUUUUCCAGAGGGCAAAUCCUACGUUGCAGAUGUUGAGCCCCUGUUUGACAGACUGUUGUUCUUCUGGUCAGAUAGAAGGAAUCCACACGAAGUGCUGCCGUCAUAUGCAACAAGGUCUGUUUGAUGCAUCAUACUGUUAUUAUAUAGAUAAAUACUCUUUUAAUUCAUAUACACUACCGGUCAAAGGUUUUAGAACACCUACUCAUUCAAGGGUUUUUCUUUAUUUUUACUAUUUUCUACAUUGUAGAAUAAUAUAUAUAUUUUAUAUUUGAGAUUCUUCAAAUAGCCACCCUUUGCCUUGAUGACAGCUUUGCACACUCUUGGCAUUCGCUCAACCAGCUUCACCUGGAAUGCUUUUCCAACAGUCUUGAAGGAGUUCCCAUAUAUGCUGAGCACUUGUUGGCUGCUUUUCCUUCACUCUGUGGUCCGACUCAUCCCAAACCAUCUCAAUUUGGUUGAGGUCGGGGGAUUGUGGAGGCCAGGUCAUCUGAUGCAGCACUCCAUCACUCUCCUUCUUGGUAGAAUAUAUCUUACACAGCCUGGAGGUGUGUUGGGUCAUACCAUAACACCUCCUCCUUCAUGCUUUACGGUGGGAAAUACACAUGCAGAGAUCAUCCGUUCACCCACACCGUGUCUCACAAAGACCGGUCUAAUGUCCAUUGCUCGUGUUUCUUGGCACAAGCAAGUCUCUUCUUAUUAUUGGUGUCCUUUAGUAGUGGUUUCUUUGCAGCAAUUUGACCAUGAAGGCCUGUCUCCUCUGAACAGUUGACGUUGAGAUGUCUGUUACUUGAACUCUGUGAAGCAUUUAUUUGGGUUGCAAUUUCUGAGGCUGGUAACCUUAAUGAACUUAUCCUCUGCAGCAGAGGUAACUCUGGGUCUUCCAUUCCUGUGGCGGUCCUCAUGAGAGCCAGUUUCAUCAUAGCACUUGAUGGUUUUUGUGACUGCACUUGAAGAAACGUUCAAAAUUCUUGACAUUUUCCGUAUUGACCUUCAUGUCUUAAAGUAAUGAUGGACUGGUGUUUCUCUUUGCUUAUUUGAGCUGUUCUUGCCAUAAUAUGGACUUGGUCUUUUACCAAAUAGGGCUAUCUUCUGUAUACCUCCCUACCUUGUCACAACACAACUGAUUGGCUCAAACGUAUUAAGAAGGAAAGAUAUUCCACAAAUGUAACUUUUAAGAAGGCACACCUGUUAAUUGAAAUAAUUACACUUUUUUGGUUACUACAUGAUUCCAUAUGUGUUAUUUCAUAGUUUUGAUGUCUUCACUGGUAUUCUACAAUGUAGAAAAUAGUAAAAAUAAAGAAAAACCCUUGAAUGAGUAGGUGUGUCCAAACUUUUGACUGGUAGUGUACAAAAAGGUCUUAAUCUGCUGUUGAAUGUAUCAUAAUAUUGUUAUUAUUAUUAUUAUUAUACAGAUUUUCAUAAAAUGAUAGAUGCAAUGUAAUUAUGUAUUAAUAAUAAUUGUGAAUCUUGCUAUGUUCCAGAUAUGCUAUAACAGUGUGGUAUUUCGAUUCAGAAGAAAGAGCAGAGGCAAAGAGACGGUUCAGAGUCUUAACAGGUACAGUUCUCCAUUUGAUCAAUCAAUGUGUAAACAAAAACAUCUGCUAACGCUUUACAUUAAGUUGCUCUUAUUCCUAUGCAGUAAUUACUACAGUUAAUGCAUUGUAUUUAUAUAGUACUAAGAUUAGGUUACAACCUGUAUCCUAAUCAUUAAUGGCAUUCAUCUGUCUUUUUCAGCCUCCACUCAGGACCAGGACGGAAGCACCAUGUGA
Messenger RNA from Coregonus sp. 'balchen', 7576 nucleotides. The record is from the annotation of a GenBank genome assembly. Lineage: Eukaryota; Metazoa; Chordata; Actinopteri; Salmoniformes; Salmonidae.